AUGGCGAGAAUGGCCGGCGUGUCUGUUGCUGUUGAAGUUCUAUGCGGUGUUGUGGUUGUAUGGGUUGUGUGGGUUGUGUGGGAUGCUCCAGUUGUGCUGAAAUGCCUUGGUGAUGCUGUGAGAGACGACGAGAUGUGUGAUGAUGAUAGUGAUGGUGACGAAAGUUGGGAGGAGGAAGAAGGGCGACUCCUUGUGUCUUUAUACCCCAAGGCUGGAAGUCCAUGGCCACACGAGAGAGAUGGCGAAGUGCACAAGAAAGAAUGA
Messenger RNA from Sporothrix schenckii 1099-18, 264 nucleotides. RefSeq lists its product as uncharacterized. NCBI's taxonomy places the organism in Eukaryota, Fungi, Ascomycota, Sordariomycetes, Ophiostomatales, Ophiostomataceae. The transcript has a single exon. The record is from RefSeq and is a predicted model, not a curated record. The coding region runs from base 1 to 264 and encodes 87 amino acids.